ACAUCCAUCUCAUCUCAUCUUAAACCAAAAUUGACAAAAGAUUUUUUUGUUUCUCUCCUCUUUCAAAUUCUCUCUCUCUCUCUCGCUGCUGCUUCUUCUCUCUGUAUCUUCCUUCUUCUCUUCCACAGUUGCUUUCAAUUCCUCCGCCUCCAAACCCUAGCGCCGCCGCCGGAGGUCCUGCGUUCUCACUCCUUGCUUUUCUCGCCGUCGCCGUCGCUGCGGAACAGAACAUAAAUCGAAGCUUUUAGAUGGCGGAUUCCGAAAUGCAUGAGCAAGAUGCGUUUUUUGGUGAUGAAGCUGUCCUUGUUGACACCAAAUAUUUAGAGGAAGAACCUCUGCAGACAGAAAACUAUCAAAACCCUAGUGAAAACCCCCAGCCCCUUCUUCUCGAGGAUAAGACUCUUACUCUAGAGAGUGAUGUUCAUUUAACUAAUGGAGGUGCUCAGGCUAAUGGUCAUGGGAUGAAUGGUGACCACUCUGGAAGGAAGACUCGUAAGGUGCAAAUAUUGACUCCUAAGCCUGAAGAUGUGAGUGCCAAAAAGCGGAAGUCUUGGCUGCUGACUGAUUCUGAGGCACUGGGAAUUGAUGAAGCAGGGACACCAGAAGAACAAAUGAUGUUUCUAAGAGAAUUGGAGACCUUUCACAAAGAGAAUUACCUGGAUUUUAAAGCUCCUAAGUUUUAUGGACAGCCUCUAAACACUCUCAAGCUAUGGCGAGCAGUCAUCAAAUUAGGUGGCUAUGACGUGGUCACCACAUCUAAGCUAUGGCGACAAGUUGGAGAAUCCUUCCAUCCUCCCAAGACAUGCACAACAGUCUCCUACACAUUCCGCAAUUUCUAUGAGAAGGCACUUUUGGAGUAUGAAAAGCAUUUAAGGAAAAAUGGUGAGCUUAACCUCCCUGGUUCAACAUUCCUUACGUCUUCCAACAGCGAAAAAGAGGCAAGUAGCCAUCAAGGUUCAGGGUCAGGCAGGGCAAGAAGAGAUUCUGCAGCUCGUGCUAUGCAAGGUUGGCAUGCACAGCGUCUUGUUGGAUCUGGAGAGUUUACUGCGCCUGCUGUUAAGGAUAAGGGAUUAAACUCAACCCCAAAGCAUAAGAAACUCAAAAGCAUUGGGCUGGAGAAACACAAAUUACAAACUAGCAUGGACCUUGUUGUUUCAAAUGAAGCUGACAAACAGUCGGCUGCUGAGGUUGUUGAUGUUGGACCCCUUGCAGACUGGGUGAAGAUAAAUGUCAAAGAAACUAAGGAUUCCUUUGAAAUAUUUGCCUUGGUACCUGGACUUCUUCGCAAGGAGGUUCGAAUUCAAUCAGAUCCCGUGGGAAAGGUGGUUAUAACAGGCCAGCCGGAGCAGCUUGACAAUCCUUGGGGCAUUACACCCUUCAAAAAGAUUGUUGACUUAUCCGCAAGGAUUGAUCCGCUUCACACAUCUGCGGUCAUGAGCAUGCACGGGCGGUUAUUCAUACGAGUUCCGUUUGAGCAGUGAUUGAUUUCAAGAGUAAGUGCGGCAUUUGUUCUUAGUGUAUUUUAGGAACUUCACGUGUUUCAAAACCAAAUUGUUAGGCGACUGUUAGCAGUUUUGUAACUUUGAUUUUGAGUCUGAAGACUGAAGUUAGGAACUUGCAAACAAACAUUUGAUCUUACUGUAAGAUUUCUCUUUUGUAAAAGUUGAGAUUAGUAGGUGAAGCUGCUCCAGUUCAAAGCCAUUUUUGGAUACAACCAAUAGUGUGAUGCUUUUGAACCAAAAUUGGAAUGACAUGCUUUUUUGUGUUUUU
Capsella rubella is the source of this 1770-nucleotide messenger RNA. RefSeq names its product AT-rich interactive domain-containing protein 6. The record is from RefSeq and is a predicted model, not a curated record. The transcript is spliced from 14 exons. Lineage: Eukaryota; Viridiplantae; Streptophyta; Magnoliopsida; Brassicales; Brassicaceae. Gene Ontology annotation, biological process: regulation of transcription by RNA polymerase II. Gene Ontology annotation, cellular component: nucleus. Bases 249 to 1481 code for a protein of 410 amino acids. Gene Ontology annotation, molecular function: DNA binding.